AUGGAUAUCAUUCUGGAAUUAUGGGAUACCUUCAUUGGAGACCGUCUUUACUCCACAGUGCUCCCGGCCUCAAUCUCCGCGUCGGUCUCCCUGCCGGCCUUCGCUAAUGCCGCCAACAGCACAAUGGCCCUCUUUGGGUCUCCAGAGCCCUUCGUCUAUGAACAGGCGACUCAGAUGAUGUACCUGGAGCCCUCCAAGUACGCCUACUUGAGUGCCUGGCCGCGGAACAAUAUCUACCGUCAAUUCACCAGCUUCUUCCUGAUCACUUGGUUCUUUGGCCUCUUGGUCUACUUUGUCGUCGCAUCGCUCUCGUACGUCUUUAUCUGGGACAAGACAACCUACCAGCACCCGAAGUUCCUGCGCAACCAGAUCAAGAUGGAGAUCCGACAAGCAAUGGAAGCCAUGCCCCCAAUGGCCCUUCUCACGGCACCUUUCUUCGUGCUCGAGGUUCGCGGAUUCGCAAAACUCUACGACACCACCGCGGAGGAGCCCUUCCCCUACUACAGCCUCAUCCAAUUCCCCUUCUUCAUCUGCUUCACCGAUUUCUUCAUCUACUGGAUUCACCGCGGCCUCCACCACCCGCGCGUCUACAAGACCCUGCACAAGCCGCACCACAAGUGGAUCAUGCCGAGCCCAUACGCCUCGCAUGCCUUCCACCCGCUCGACGGCUGGUCCCAGAGUGUCCCGUACCACGUGUUCCCCUUCGUCUUCCCCUUGCAAAAGGUGGCCUACGUCUUCCUCUUCGGUUUCAUCAAUCUCUGGACGGUCUUUAUUCACGACGGCGAAUACGUCGCGAACAGCCCCGUGGUGAACGGCGCAGCUUGCCACACCAUGCACCACUUGUACUUCAACUACAACUAUGGGCAAUUCACGACCCUCUGGGACCGUCUGGGAGGCAGCUACCGCAAGCCCAACGAAGAACUCUUCCGUCGCGAAACCAAGAUGGGCGACAAGGAGUGGAAGCGCCAGGCCAAGGAGAUGGAGUCCAUCCUCAAGGAUGUCGAGGGUGAGGACGAUCGCAGCUACUCCGCUGAUAAGAAGAAGGACCUUUGA
Molecule: messenger RNA, 1053 nt
Organism: Penicillium olsonii
Lineage: Eukaryota; Fungi; Ascomycota; Eurotiomycetes; Eurotiales; Aspergillaceae
Source: the annotation of a GenBank genome assembly